AUGUUGACGUAUUUCGCCGGGACAAAUCAGUGGUUCGCCGAUGGACACGAGGCGAUCAAGGCCGAUGGAGAGGUAUUAGAGAGAAAGAGAUUGGCUGAGCAUCAACUGGAGCUUUCCUACAGGCGUGGUCUUGGAAAGAGGGGCUCGAUUUCAUGCAAAUUGACGGCUCUGUACAAUCCGGCAAACGUGACGCCGUUCAGACCAAGUUCAACAAUGCGAGAAAUUUGAGGGCGAGGUAUGCUACAAAAUAAGAUUCUGGUCGCAUUUGGAAUGACUCGAAGCGUUGCGGUCGCAUUUCUUAGGGAUUGCAAAAGAUUUACAGUCAAGAAUUUGAUGAAUUUUCGCUGAGAAGUACUCUAGGAAAUUCUACUUUUUAUUCAGCCAUCAAGUACUGCCUUUUAGUAUGGUUACAGUGUUUUUCGCGACUUGAAAGGUCGGAACUUCUCUGCGACCUCCUCGUCUCUCAACAACACUCUCAUGUUGACGUGCUAUAGUCUGUUCAGAUUCUGAAUGUCAAGUUAUGAAUUAUUUGAAGGAAAAUGACGUCAUUCGAAAACACUAUAUAGGUGGCUCGCUCUCUGACUCGUUAUAUCGCACAAUUAGAGGCGGAGCUUGAGCGACGACUUGACAUUCACAAUCUGAACAACAGACUAUAUUUUCACUUUUCUCUGAACUCGUCGGUGAGAGAACAGAGAGACGCAGAAACUUUCGGUCGGAGUCCUUAUGCUCAAAAAUACAGAUUGAUGUUGAUUUCGACAAGAGCCGGAUCUCUGGGAACGAAUAUGGUGGCCGCGAAUCGUGUCGUCAUUUUCGACGCAUGCUGGAAUCCGUCGCACGACACUCAGUCCCUUUUCCGAGUUUACCGUUUCGGACAAACCAAGCCUGUCUACAUCUAUCGGCUCAUCGCUCAUGUAAGGAUGAAAGUGAAAAAAAAUCAAAAAUUUCCGAAAAAUUGGAUUGGUUAGACAGAGAGGACCCUGCAAGACCUAGGUUCGUGAAAACUGGGGAUGAUUUUGUAAACCUCAAAUGCGGGGUCGCGCCGAGGAAAUGCAAGAUCGGCGCGGCUACGAAGCAGCACUUUUUUGUUUGCGACAUCGAUUUUAUCUCGAGAGUUUUCAAAAAUGAAGGAAAGGUGGUGGCGCUCCUAGGAGUCCUAAUUGAUAUAAAUCAUCGAAAGUUCUUGAAACUGUACUUUCGACAGACUAAAUCAUAUAUUUUUCUAAUUCAAACUUAGUUUUAUCUUCCCAGGGUACAAUGGAAGAACGGAUCUACAAGCGUCAAGUGACAAAAGAAUCGACGUCGAUGCGAGUCGUCGAUGAGGCUCAGAUUCAGCGUCACUACGACGGUCACGAUCUUCAGGAGCUCUACCAGUUCGUCAAAAAAAAUCUCCGACUUUGAUAUACUUUUUACUGUCUCUAACUAUUCUAACUAGGAAACGUUUUUUUUUCUCGUUCCCGAUUUAUGGAGCUUCGAGCUUCGCAAAAUACGCAAAUUAUGACAAAAAAGCGCCAUCUCAAGCUUUCGAAGCGUCUUAACUCGAAAACCAGAUCUAUAGCAAGAAUUUUUUUUCUUUUUUGGUUUCCUUAGUAAAAUUGUAAUUUCCUCCAUUCCACGUCUCGAGUAUCCAUUUCCACUUCGAAAUCUUCCAGAUUCAACCCGAGUGAGCUGGACGAGGAUGAAGACAUAAUACCGACCUUUGCGCCGCCUAAGGUAGCUUCAAAAAAAAGUUCAAAAAACUGAAAAAAAAUUUCCAGGACCGUCUCUUGGCUGACGUUCUUCGCGCCAACAAAACCGCUGUCGUUGAUUAUUUCCAACAUGACACCUUGUUCGCGCAAGUUGAGGAGGAGAAACUCACUGAUGAGGAGAUGAAAGACGCCUGGGACGACUAUGAACGGGAGAAGGUACUAAGAAAAGAUAAAGGAAAAUAGCCAUUUCAGAUCAUUAGUUAGUAGGGUUACUGAAUUCUCAAAGAAUAAUCAAAAGUUAAAAUCCUAUGACGCAUUUCGAAGAGAAAAGUGGCCUGUUUAGUGUAGGGAAAAAUGACUGAAGCGAAAAAUCAGCUAAGCUCUGAAGAGGAGCCAGAGUAGCUGGAGAAGUUUCUUUCUCUGGGGUCUCUCACUCUCACUUGGCUCUGGGUAAUUGCUUCAGUGAUUUUUAUCAUUUUUGGCUAGAAUGACACUAAAAGCUCAAUUUUAUGAGUUGAAGUUCAAAAGACGCUACAGGAGCUAGAGAACCCACAAAAUCUUCAGAGUUAAAAAUGUUACUACAAAGAUCAGAAUUGCAUAAUAUUCUGAAGCUUUCUCGGUAUAUCCAAGAAUUUGAAUGGAAUCUGUGACAGAAUUUUUUUUCAAACCAAGCUCGGAGGAUUUUUUGAAACUUGAAACCCUAAGUAUUUCGAAAAUUCAACUUUUCCAGACGCAACCGGCGGUCCGAAUCACGGCCAACGCUUCCCUGGCCCCUGCUGUGCUCCAAAGAGCCCAGGCCGCUCAGAUGGCUGAUGUUCGUUUCUUUUGAUUUUAUACUUUCCAAAAAAAAAAAGAAAAAAAAAAUUAAUUUAAUCGUUUCAGAUCACGAAAUUGCUGCGAGACGUCGUGUUCAUGGAGUGUAUGAAGGUGCCGCAAAUGGACGUUGAUCGCGCAUUGAAGGUUAGAAUUUUUGUUAUUCUACUGUAGUGGCCCCUGUAGAGCCGCCUUUGAGUGAUCAGUAAAAUGUUUUUUGAAAAAGGCUCUGGAAUAACUAUCUUCGAACUUUAAUAAGACAGGUGAAAGACCUUCAGGGAUGAUUCUCGAAGUGGCCACUUAAGAGAUAUGGUUUUUUUUUCUUGGAUCUCUCACUGGACUACUAAGAGAAUUUUUUCACUUAAAAAUUUAAAAAAAAGGAAAAGAAAAUUUACAGUGAUUACUGAUAAAUCUCCUCUAAGUUACUACUAAAGGGAAUUUGUAAAAAAAAUUUUUUUCGUCUUCUAAAGAGAUCAGAAAAAGUUUCGAAAGUCUCCAGACUUUUCUACAAAUUUUUUCAAAUUCAAAUCAGUUUGCCUAUUAUUUUCAGGUAACCUAUUUGAAAAAAGCGCUCGAUGAUCUGAUGCCGACGAUUCCGAUGGAGAUGCGCGGCGGAAUGAACGAGUUUGGAACGCAUUUCAUUCGACAGAUUCAUGUUAGUGAGGAUAGCCAAGUGACCUCUCUAAGGUCCAAAUUUGACCGAAUAAAUCUUCAAGAUUAUCUUCAAAAUUCACAUCCAAGUGAGCCUACUAGUCGCAUGAGAAGCAUGCUGGCGAUGAUAACCAAUUCUCUUUUUUUACGUUCCUAAAGUGCUCACUUGGGGUUUCAAAAUAGUUGUGGAGGUAAAUUGGAGUGAUCACUGGAGGUUACUAGAAAAAAGGCUUCAAUUAGCGUUACUAACAAACUCAAUGAAGAAAAACCACUUAUUUUCUUUACAAGGAGGGUCAUUUCACUUUGCGGUUGAGGAUACCUUGUGAAUUGUCCAGAAUAUUUAUUUGUGAUCAUCUACAACCUUUUCCUAGGCCCGAGGGCCAAGGCCGCCCAGGCGCCUAAGCCUGCGUUUGGGAAAAAAAAAUCGCGCAAGUUUUCAGAUGAAAAUGAUCAUCCUCGUCAGAUUAGAGAUUCUGAACUGAAGUUUCAGAACGCGACGGCGAACCACGACGUCCCGCAGCAGGUGCUGACGCGCGCCGUCGAGACCUUCCAGACGGUGGUCAAGAUGACCAGGCAGAUCCCCCAGUGUCAUACGAUGCUCCGACAUCUCUACCAGACCACGCCCCAGUUCUUCGACCCCGCCGCACCGCCUUUUCCAUAA
Molecule: messenger RNA, 3810 nt
Organism: Caenorhabditis auriculariae
Lineage: Eukaryota; Metazoa; Nematoda; Chromadorea; Rhabditida; Rhabditidae
Source: the annotation of a GenBank genome assembly